Messenger RNA from Syngnathus acus (greater pipefish), 1299 nucleotides. RefSeq names its product tRNA-yW synthesizing protein 5 (gene tyw5). The transcript is spliced from 8 exons. The record is from RefSeq and is a predicted model, not a curated record. Gene Ontology annotation, biological process: wybutosine biosynthetic process. Gene Ontology annotation, molecular function: 2-oxoglutarate-dependent dioxygenase activity; tRNA binding. The coding region runs from base 67 to 1023 and encodes 318 amino acids. NCBI's taxonomy places the organism in Eukaryota, Metazoa, Chordata, Actinopteri, Syngnathiformes, Syngnathidae.
CUGUGAAUGUUACACAAAACAGUGUGCUGUCAUGUACAUGGCAUUUAUGUUCCAGUUUAUGUUUAAAUGGCUACUCAGAUGAAAAUGUCUGUUCCAGUGUUUACAGAGGUGGACAGGAAUGUUUUUCUCCGACAAAUAUAUCCAAAGCGUAUUCCUGCUGUGCUGCGAGGAGUGUCUCUGGGUCCCUGCGUGGACAAGUGGACUGUGGAGUAUCUUGCCCAGAAGGGAGGUGACAAGGAAGUGAAGAUCCAUGUCUCCAGCUUACCACAGAUGAACUUCCUCAAAAAAAACUUUGUAUACAGGACUCUUCCGUUCCAUGAAUUUGUGAAAAGAACGUCGGAGGAGAAACAUACAGAUUUCUUCUUGUGUGAGGAUGAGAGCUAUUACCUUCGGUCCCUGGGAGAAGAUGUUCGAAAGGAGCCAGCUGACCUGCAUAAACAGUUCCCUGAGCUAGCAGAGGACUUUCACAUCCCAAACUUCUUUGAUCCUGGUCAGUUCUUCUCCAGCGUCUUCCGCAUCAGCUCCCGCCAUCUGCAGCUGUGGACACACUAUGAUGUGAUGGAUAACCUUCUGGCUCAGGUGACGGGAAGGAAGAGAGUUGUCCUCUACAGCCCCCGGGAUGCAUUGCACCUCUAUUUGACAGGUGACAAAUCCGAAGUCUUGGAAAUUGACUCGCCCGAUGUGAACUUGUAUCCUGAGUUUGUGAAGGCUGUGAGAUACGAAUGCGUGCUGGAGCCUGGAGAUCUGCUUUUCAUUCCUGCCCUGUGGUUCCACAACACCCUGGCGCUGCAGUUCGGCGUGGGAGUCAACGUCUUCUGGCGCCAGCUCCCCGCCGACAGCUACGACAAAAAGGACCCGUACGGCAACAAAGACCCCGUGGCUGCGAGUCGCGCCCUUCAAGGCCUCGAGAGGGCGUUGCGCUGCCUUGACGAACUGCCGUCAGACUACGCUGACUUUUACGGCCGCCGCAUGAUUCAGCGAAUCCGUGAGCGAACGUUGUGCCCACAGGUGGACUUGGAGUGAUUUCACGCUAUAAAGUGGCAUUAAAGCACACACAUUUCAGGCCCUAAAAAAAAAAAAGGCAGUGGCAAGAUUGCAGCAAAGGUUUUGACACUUUAUUGCACAAAGAUAACUUUUGUUUGUUUGACACAUUCAUAAUUUAAGCUUUUUUUUUUUUGUAAACAGUGAAGCAGCAUUUCCCUCAGUGUCUUUGACGUCUUCACCGCUUUGAGUCCCGGAUGUCACAUUUCAUCAGUAUCAUCGAAAUACUUUGGCGUUGAAAUGCAAAGUGAGCAAAAA